Lactuca sativa (garden lettuce) is the source of this 3459-nucleotide messenger RNA. Its product is annotated as DNA-directed RNA polymerase I subunit 1. Gene Ontology annotation, molecular function: DNA binding. Gene Ontology annotation, cellular component: RNA polymerase I complex. Gene Ontology annotation, biological process: DNA-templated transcription. The record is from RefSeq and is a predicted model, not a curated record. Lineage: Eukaryota; Viridiplantae; Streptophyta; Magnoliopsida; Asterales; Asteraceae.
CCAAAAAAUUAACCCCCGCCUAUUCAUCCCAAAAAUUCCCCGCCUCUUCGAAUUAGGGCAUUCGUCUUCAUCCACAACUUCCUCAAUUCCUCGAUCCAUCACCUCCACCAAAAACCUAAUUCACGGUUCCAACUAGUUCUUACGCUCUUAAUUCGACCAUAAUGAGCUAAGGAUUUAGGGUUCUUACCUCCUAGUUAUCAAUUUGAGCCGAUGAUUUAGGGUUCCUAAAUCCGACCCUAAUUUUUUCUCACUCUCGUAUUUCCAUCUCAUUCCUCUCCUUCUUCUCCUUCUACAAUCCUAUAGCAAUGAACCCUAAUAGAAUUGUGAGGUUGUCAAUCCUUUUGAAGCAGUCGUCUUCCUCUACCUCUGCACUCUCUAUGCCUUCCCUUUAGAAGCCCUAACCGCCACCACCAGCAUCGACUCUCUAAUUUCCCUUAUUGUCUCUCUAUUCUGUUAUCCCAUAUCUCCACUUCCUAACACACCUUCGUCUCCACCCUACAUCCACUUCCACCAUCUCCAACCCUCACAGAUUCAACUCUCACUCUCAAUCUCUCUUAAAUCUUAAUCUUUCUAGGUUUUUGAGAAAAGCUUUUUCUAUAAUCGGAGUUAAGGUGUAUGCCAUAGAGCUAUACAUAGAUCAUAAAAUUAUGGAUAAAUUAGAAACAUGGAAAGGAUGAACAACGUCUCAGAUCCAAGACGAUUCUUCUGUAUUCGACUUAAUUUGUCAAGGUAAAUAUCAAUUUUCUUAUGUGAACUUUUGCAAAAAUUGAUGCAGAUCAUUGAAAAAAGGAACGGCCAUUGAAGAAAGGAACCUUCAUCUUCUUAACCUGGCUCGAUUCCUCCAAAAUUCUGUUCCUAUAAUGCUGAUUUUGAUGGAGAUGAAAUGAAUGUUCAUUUACCACAAGAUGAAAUCUCACGUUCUGAAGCUUAUAACAUUGUGAAUGCAAACAAUCAGUAUAUAGUUCCAGCAAGGGGAUAUACUGUUAGAGGCUUAAUCGAAGAUCAUAUUGUCAGUUCUGUUCUUCUCACAAUGCAAGAUACAUUUUUAAACAGUGAACAGUUCAAUCAACUUCUUUAUGCUUCUGGUGUUUUUAAUGGAGGUAAUUCAAGACAUGGUAAAAAUUCAUCUAUCGAUAAAGGCUGCUUUGUGAAGCUUGUUCUUCCAGCUGUCUGGAAGCCAAAGCCUCUUUGGACAGGAAAACAGGUGAUAACAACGUUGUUAAAUCAUCUGACUAGAGGUUAUAUGCCUUGUAUUGUUCAUAACAAGAGUCACGCAGGACUCUUUAAACUUUGCAUAGUGGUUCUAGUUGAAGUUAAUGGGAGACUCAUCAUUGAGAAUCUGAUGAAGUAUGGAUUAUUGAUAAAUUCCAAAUUUUGGUUCAGUUCAAGAUCAUUGAGAGAUUGGCUACUUCUUAUGUGCUGCCUCACUCUUCCAAUCUUCCCGCUUACUGCCUAUAUUGUUGAAAAAUUGGCAUGGCAAAAACGUAUUUCAGACCCUGUUAUAAUCACUUUCCAUAUUCUAAUAACUACAACUGCAAUUCUAUAUCCAAUUUUCAUGAUUCUGAGGUUUGACUCAGUUGUUUUAUCAGGCGUAUCACUGAUGCUUUGGCCAAAUAUUAAUGCCAUGAACAACUGAUCGAUUCCAAGGUACGUGUUAACACUAGCAUAGCAGGCAGUCCCCAUGAGAUUUUUAUUUUCCCUGAAAAAAAUUCAAAUUGAGUUCAUAGUCAAAGAUAAAUGGGCAGGUAAGCCGGGUAGGGUUUGGGUCAAAGUGGGUCGAACAAUUUUUAGUAAUUCAUAAAAUACAAAUUAAGACUUUGGCUUUGCCAAAAGCCAUUUUCCUACAUUUCUUUAUUUGUCCCAUUUUGGGAGUUGAAUAUGCCAAUUAUGCUAUUUCAAAAAUAACAAUAUAUAUUAUCAAAAGGAACCUGAUGUCAUUUUUCAACCCUUAAUGCAUUUCAGUUUUUUAAGUAUUUUAAUUCUAGUUGUGUGUGAAAACUAUAUUCACGUAACAUAGCUAGAAGCAAAAUUCCUUACAUAUUUAUAUAUUCAAUAUAAUAAUAUACAUUGAAAGGUCCUUGUUAACAAUAUAAUAUUACAUAAAUGGUCGAUGUCUAAUAAAAUUCAGAAAAGUGGUCCAGGUUUAACUUAAAUUAAAUAUUAAACGUGAUUGAAAAUUUACCAUUUUAACCUUGUAAAAUGAAACCCACAUUUUAUGUUCCAGAUAACAAAGUAAAAUCCUACCCCAAAGUUCAUAAUAAUCAUUUUUAAACCCACGCGAUAAGAUACAAAUUUAAGUACAAUUACCAAUCUAUUGAAACAGUUUCAAUAGAAAUUCUAUGAAGUCUCUAGAGCUAUUCUGUUUCAAGGAUGAAGAUGCCCAGACACUCCUUGGACAAAUAAAAUCCAUGGAUCCUAGAAUGCACCCUGGUUCGAAAUUAGUUUCUGUUGGUCUUAGCAUGGUAAGUAAUUUGAAUUACGAAUCUUUUAUUAGUCGUAAUUUAACUGGUUCGAAAUUAGUUCCUUGGACAAAUAAAAUUCACUGAUUUUCAACUUGGCUUCGAAAUCCUUUUUGGGGUUUUCAUACAAGAAUCCCUUAACCACGUUGUGAUAUGAUUUCAGUGUGCUAGAUGUAAUUAAGAAGCUAAAGGAAUAUGUAGAAGAUUUGAAUAAAAAUAUAGAGAAGAUUGCUACAAGGGGAUGUGUGUCAAAAUAUGUCUUACCAGAUGAGAACUUUAGAGGGAAGUAUGUCUUUCAAUUUCCAAAUUUGCCCUUAUCUAUUUUUUGAAAUUAUUAUUCAUGCUUUAUGAGGGUGCUGCAAAUAUAAAAGUGGCAGGAACAGAUAUGAACAGCAAGAGCAGCCGGUCACUUAGUGUUUUCACCUGCAUUAUGGAAAGUCAUUGGGAAAAGGAUUCCGUGACUCACCUUCGGUUUGGAAGGUUAAAUUUGGUAGACCUGGCUGGUUCUCAAAGGUAAUUUGGUAGCUUAAACCAUUGAGCUAAUUAUGAUGCGAUCCUUUGUUUAUUUGUUUUCAGAGGUCAAGUAUUGCUAUCAACCAAUUAAAAUUUCGUUCACCAAUGGCGUAAUUAAGAUUACAAACACCAAUUUCUUUCAAACAACAGAAGAUCUAGAGUUUAAUUGGGUGAUUAAAGGUAAUGGAUGUAAAUUUGAUUCUGGAACACUCAGUCUACCAACAUUAGAGUUUAAUUGGGUGAUUGAAGGUGAUUUUGGUUCUUGAAACGAGACUCAAGAUAUCAUAUUUUGGCAUGGCUAGAAGCUUUGGAGGAAAUGACACUCAAGCAAGAGUAAACACACAGAGAGUUGUUGGCACAUAGUAUGCUAGAUGAUGCAAUUGUAUAUAAAUGAGUUCAUUUUUUUAUAACAUGAUUUACUCACUUUUGGAAUAAUUAUUUGUAUUUGACAUAUUAGUGAAAUGAAUUAUCUUUGUUAUUUAUGGUA